Molecule: messenger RNA, 9790 nt
Organism: Acanthopagrus latus (yellowfin seabream)
Lineage: Eukaryota; Metazoa; Chordata; Actinopteri; Spariformes; Sparidae
Product: zinc finger protein 850
Exons: 5
Coding region: 1803-6764 (1653 amino acids)
Biological process (GO): regulation of transcription by RNA polymerase II
Cellular component (GO): nucleus
Molecular function (GO): DNA-binding transcription factor activity, RNA polymerase II-specific; RNA polymerase II transcription regulatory region sequence-specific DNA binding
Source: RefSeq, a predicted model, not a curated record
CAGGGCUAACAGCACCUUAAUCACAGACUAACAGCACCUGUAUCACAGACUAACAGCACCUUUAUCACAGACUAACAGCACCUUUAUCACAGACUAACAGCACCUUUAUCCCAGGGCUAACAGCACCUUUAUCACAGACUAACAGCACCUGUAUCACAGACUAACAGCACCUUUAUCACAGACUAACAGCACCUUUAUCACAGGCUAACAGCACCUUUAUCACAGGCUAACAGCACCUUUAUCCCAGGCUAACAGCACCUUUAUCCCAGGCUAACAGCUUCUUUAGCUCAGGACUAACUGCUCCUUUAGCCCGGGGCUAACGGCUCCUUUAGCCCGGGGCUAACGGCUCCUUCAUCCCAACCUUUGAUACCUCAGUUUGGAUGUACACUCCGUCACACCUGCUCAUCCAGGUGUUUCAAUGUGACCUUGGAGGUUUUGGAUGAUCACCAACAUUCUGAUGAAAAUACAAACGAGACUCAUGUUGAGUUUUAUUUCUGUGGCUGCUGUCACUUCCUCCCAGCCUCCAGCAGGAUGACACCUUCAGCCUCUGACAUUAGAAAAGAUGAUAACACACAAAGUAAGAAUCUGCAGUAUUGAUCAUGUUCAGUGCUGUGAAAGGUCAAAGUUUAGGUUUGUCUCUUGUUGAAGGAGACACAUAAAGAUGCUGCUUCAUUAUCUGUGAUAUAUUAUCUGUGUCUUUGAGGAAGGAGGGCAGAUGAGGAGCAGCUUCUUCACUCUCCCAGCACAUGUUUUAUCAUCAUCUUCACCAUUAUCUGGGUUCUGUUGCAGAGUUCUGUUCACACCCUCUGAACAACAGCUUCAGACUGGAGAAACAUCAGACCAGUCUGAUGGAUUUAAUGUUUCAUCGAGCUGCACACAGUGAAACCUGACAGCAGAAUCACAAAACAACAAACCAAACAAACCGAACUUGACGAGCUGAUCUGGUGAGGAUUCAGACCCACAGCCAGUCUGACAGAUUAAACCAGGUGGAGGUGUGUUCAUGUGUCUGACUGAGGGAACCUGCAGUAAAUGAUCGAUCAAUGAAUAAAACAGUAAUAGACUGAUAUUGACUGAUGGCUGUGGCUUGUCCUCUGACCUCUCCACAGGUUCUGUCUCAGGAUGUCCACAUGAGUCUGAUUAAAUGACCUCGGAGUGUCAUUUGCCCCAUGAUCGACCAGCAGCAGCCCGGCUCGGCUCGGCUCGGCUCGGUAAUUCCCAGCGGCAGACGGGCCGAGCAGCACAAAGUGUUUGUCUCCAAUCUGCAUCAAAACGGACACAAAUGAGCUCCAACAGCCGGAACGCGAGACCCGCAAUCCGCUGUUAUCGACACAAACGGGAUGUUUCUGCGGCGGCGGAGAUUUUCUUCUGCGCAUGAUGACGCGGUGAAGUUUGCGCUCCGGCUCCGCGCGGCGGCAGCGGCAGCGGCAGGAAGUAUGUUGUCGAAGCGGCGGUAGAGGGAAAAGAGCCAAGAACCAAAAGUCGGUGGUAGAAGAGGAGGAGGAGAAAUAACCAUGCCUAAUCCGUGAAACUUGCACAUUUUGCACUUCCACGUCGUGCAUUGUGCAUCUUGCGGGCGCAGAGGCCAUUUGAGGGUGAUACCUCAUUGGCUGGUGUGACCCCCGCAGGCCCGCCACCUCCCAGGGUGGGCCGUGAUUGGCUUGAACUGCACUGACAACUCUUGGAGAGAAAAUGGCUGCCACUGCUGCCCCCCCAUCUUAAGAGCUAAGCCCCUCCCCUGACAUCACUGUUCAUUGCUUUGUUGUGAACUGUGAUUCCCGCCAACCUAUUUGCUUUAGAGUACUAUGGCAAUGCAUGAUAUGAGUCGUGCCAAGGGUUUCCCCUGUAAAGAGUGUGAUAUGGUUUGCCCGAGUACUCCAAGUCUUCUAGAACAUAUGAAAGCACAUUAUCAGCAAGAAGAUACCGGACGUUUUGAGUGUGAACAGUGUGGCAGAAUUUACAAACACGCUGCUAGUCUAGCUAAUCAUAAAAAAUCUCACGAGGUGGGUUCAUUCCAGUGUCCUGUUUGUACACGUACCCUACCCAACGCUGUAGCAUUGAAAAACCACCUACGUAUCCAUACAUUGUCCCCUAGUAGUGCACACGCAGAAGAAGAGAGUGAAGAAGUGCCCGAAGAACAAGGCCACGACGAGAGGGACUACGGCCUCGCCCAAGACCUCUCGGACGGGUUUGGGCGCUCACAUUUGAACAAUAGUGGCAUGGGACAUAGUGUCCUGCAAAGCCACGAAACAGACGACCACGGAAAAAAAGGCUCCCCUGAAUCUGACGACGCUUGGGACAGACCGUUCAAGUGUGAUCAGUGUGACAGAACCUACCGGCAUCACGGUAGCUUGGUGAACCACAAGAAGUGUCACCAGCAAGGAACAUUCAAGUGCUCUGUGUGUUUUAAACAAUAUAGCAACCUGGCUGCCUUAAACAGCCACGAGAGAACUCACUCGAAGUUCAAGACCCCUGGAGCAUCCAUGGUGAGCAGCAGCAGUAACAGCAGCAGUGGCAACCAGUCAUCCCAGAGUGACGACACGGCCUCCUGUUUUUGCCACCUGUGCCAGGUAGCGCUGCCAAAUAAGGCAGACUUCCAGGAGCACAUCCUGCUGCACAACACGGCCACACCGUCACUUGGACUGCCACGCAGUUUCCCCGGCAUCAUGCCUCACAAUCUGAGUGCAGUUCGAUCCCCAGCAUACACCCCCGCCUUGGGGGAUCCUCUGCCCCUGCCACCCCUGCCCAGUGAGAAAAGAGGUCCCUAUGACCCCAUAAUGGGCCCUCCAGUCAACAACCCCAUCUACACGUGUGCUUAUUGUGGCGCAGGACACCCAGAUCUGGAGACCUUGAAAGUCCACUAUCUGACCCAUGAUCCCCAUCCUGGCUCUCAUGGCCAGGACAGCUCCAUCCUCAACUCAGACACACUAAGCUCUGGAUCACAGGGCUCGGUGUCCUCUCCAUCUGGAGGCCGUGUGCCCCAGGCCAACUCUCCAGAUGACGGAGAGCGGCGCUUUAAAUGCGGGGAGUGCGGCAAAAGCUACCGGCAUGCAGGAAGCCUGGUCAACCACAAACGCUGCCAUCAGACAGGCCACUACCAGUGCACCAUUUGCUGUAAGCAGUAUCCUCAUCUGGCAGCGCUACACAGUCACCUACGAAGUCACAAGGGGCGUCCCUCUAACCAGCCUAUUGGUAAUGACGGCAAUGACUGGUUAUCUCCAGAGCCACUAACUCUAGACUCCCAGCAGAGCUACGUCCAAGAAGGCAGUGGUGCCACCACUCCAAUCUCACUGCCAGGAAAUCUUGGUGAUGCAGCCCACUUUGUACCAGACGGUGGCCACAGCAGUGGGUUGGACUCUCUUGAGUUUCAUGAUCGCUUUGAUGGCAGCUCACUUUCCCAGAGCAACUCUGCUCACCGUCAGGCAGACAGACACGUGUGUGCGGACUGUGGUGAGAUGUAUGGUGAUGUAUCUGGCAUCAAGUCACACAUGUGUCCUCGCCGUGGCCAGCAGCAACAGCCGCCACAACAGCAGCAGGGCAACAUGUCCAACGGUUUUAUGGGGAACAUGAACUACCACAGCUCCGGUGGAACCUCGCUGCCGGCUGGAAGCUCCAGUGGACUGAAAGACAGCAGCAGCCAGCGACAGUACUCUCAGAGUGGUGGCAAGAGAAUGGGGAGCAAUGACAAAGAUGACGAUGAUGAUGGAGAGGUUUAUCAGUGCUCGGUGUGUGGCAACCACUACGCCAGCCUCAGAGCACUUAGGAGCCACCUGCGUAGCCAUGCCAAUAACCCAACAGGGCCUGGACCCUCCACCCUGGAGCAGGAUUGGCGGAUGAUAUGCUCCACCUGUGGCCAGAGCUUCUCCAGGAAGCAGGACCUCCUAAAUCAUCAGUUAGUCCAUGGGCCCCAAAGGCCAGAUGGGCAGCAACAGGGUAUCGGAGGCACCUCAGCUAAUGGUAAUGACAAGAUGGACGGGCGCAACCACAUUUGUGUUGACUGUGGCAUGUUUUUUGCUGAUCGCCACCACCUGAUUACUCACCUGUGCCCUGGUAAGAAUCGUGCCAGCUCAAUGAGCAAGCAGGGCCUAAAUGGAGCCAAAGGGAUGUCUGGAGGAGAUGGAGUUGGUGGCGGGGUCGCCGGAGGAAGCCGUGAUGUUGGUGGUGAUGGACGUAGGCCGAUGGUUGACCAAAGUGACAAGCCUCACAAGUGUGAUCAAUGUGGACGAGGAUACCGACACCCAUGCUCACUCCUCAACCACAAGAAGUCCCAUAAGACUGGAGUUUUCCGCUGCUUGGUGUGCCAGAAACGCUACUACAAUCUGCUGGCUCUUAAGAAUCACCAAAGGACUCACUUUGAUCUAAAGAGGCACAAGUGUGAAGAAUGUGGAAAGGCUUUCAAGAUCCAAAAGCAGCUGAUCAACCACCUCCGUCUCCAUGAGGAGCAUCGGGCCAAAGGUCUUGUUCGGUCUGGCCCCAACGGUUCCCGAUUCCAGCAGCCCGGUCCGUCUCAAAUGCAGACUAUGAGGGGAGAGUCAUCAAAAAGCCAGGUAAUGGGCAUGAAAUACAGCCAUCAAGGGUUCAAAAAGCCCUACUCCUCGGCUGGAACAUCCAGGCCCCAGAAGUUUGAUCCAGCUGAAACUGGACGACGGCCUUUUUCCUGUGAAGAAUGUGGAAAGACAUAUCGCCAUGCAGGCAGCCUGGCCAAUCACAAGAACCUUCACAAAAUCGGGGAGUACCACUGCAAUGUCUGCAACUCUACAUACCCCAACAGGCUGGCAAUGAAAAACCACCUACGGCUCCACUUUGCCCAGAAGAAGCACAACUGUCAAGAGUGUGGCAAGGGCUUUCGCACCCAGAGACAGCUAGCUACCCAUACUACAGCUGGGUUGUGCAAAGGCCCGCAGGGCCCCGGGGCCCAGAUGGAUUUUGAAUGCGAUGGCUGCUGUGAAGGCUUUACCACGGCUGAUGAGCUUGCAGCCCAUGACUGCCCAGCCCAGCACCUGCCUUCAUCCUCAUCUACCAACAGCUCCACCAACAUCAGCAUGGAGAGAAGCUCUGUGGACUUGGACUCUGACGAGAGACCCUAUGCCUGUGACCUCUGUAGCUGUGCCUACAAACAUGCAAGCUCCUUGCUGAACCACAAGCACACCCACAAGACGGGAAACUUCCGGUGCAACUUCUGUGACAAGCCCUACACCAAUUACAUGGCAUUACGCAACCACAUGCGCAUCCACACGCAGCGGAAGAAGCACAUCUGCCACACGUGUGGGAAAGCCUUCCGGCUAGCCAGGUUCCUCCGCAACCACCAGAAGGUCCAUGAGGAAGGCGCCACCCCUUUCGGCUGCCCCACCUGUGGGAAGAGUUUCCAGGGGAGGUCCGGUCUGGCCAGGCACCGCUGCGGGGACAACCAGGUAGGCAUGGAAGUCAGGAGGAAGGCCACUGCACCCACGGGAGAGGGCGAGGAGUGUCGGUACACAUGUGAUCAGUGUGGCCGCUCCUACCGCCAUGCCAGCUCUCUCCUUAACCACAAGAACACCCACACUGUCGGCAUCUACCACUGCGCCGUGUGCCUCAAGACCUACUCCAACCUGCUUGCCCUGAAGAACCACCGCCGUAUCCACUCCGAGACACGGCGCCACCGUUGCCACGACUGCGGAAAGGCCUUCCGUGUUUCCUCUCAGCUCUACAACCACAGACGUGUCCACCAAAAGCAGCGGGAGCUGACCUGCCGGUCCUGCCAACGAGCCUUUCCUACGCAUGCCAGCUUCAGGCUCCACAUGGAGAUCACCCAUGGUCAGGCACCCCAGCCCCGCCAGCCCAGACCCCAGCAGCCUCGACCAGGGGGCUCCCAGGAGCUGGGCUGGGGGUCAGGCCUGGACCUCACCUUGAUGCAAGAGCAAGGACUCACCCCCAGCAGCAUGACCAAAGCCCGCGGCCGUGGGGGAAACAGUGAGAUCAUCAAGUCCCAUGUCUGUGACCAGUGUGGUCGCUCUUACCGCCACGCCAGCUCCCUGCUCAACCACAAGAACAGCCACAAGACCGGGACCUACUUCUGCAACUCCUGCCAGAAGGAGUUCCCCAACCUGAUGUCUCUCAAGAACCACCGACGGAUCCAUACCGAGCCUAAACGCUACCAGUGCCCUGACUGCGGCAAGUCGUUCCGGGUGUCCACACAACUCAUCUGCCACCGACGCAUCCACACCAAGGAGAAACCGUUCUCCUGCCAGCAGUGUGACAAGCGCUUCUCCUCCAAGUCCAACCUGAGGCACCACAUGAAGGUGCACUGGAGCGGCUCGACGGCGCCCCCUCCCAUGGCCAUGCGUGCGCCCAACUUCCUGGAUCUCAGCCCGGCGAGUUCGACCGGCAGCUCCAGGAGCUUCGUCUGCAGUCAGUGUGGUCGCUCGUACCGCCACGCCAGCUCCCUGCUCAACCACAAGAACAGCCACAAGACCGGGACCUACUUCUGCAGCUCCUGCCAGAAGGAGUUCCCCAACCUGAUGUCUCUCAAGAACCACCGCCGGAUCCACACCGAGCCCAAACGGUACCGCUGCCCUGACUGCGGCAAGUCUUUCAGGGUGUCCACGGCGCUCGUCUGCCACCGCCGCAUCCACACCAAGGAGAAACCGUUCUCCUGCCAGCAGUGUGACAAGCGCUUCUCGUCCCGGUCCAACCUGAGGCACCACAUGAAGGUGCACUGGCGGGGUCCGCCACUAUCAAGGGGGACGUCAUCUGCCUUCCUCGCCGUCCCCUCCAGACCUUUCAGCUGAACGUCCUGAAACAGGCUGAAGAACCUCAAAACCCUUCGUCCCUGCAGAGGUCCGGUCCGGUCCAGUUCAGGUUUAAGUCUCAGAGGAAACUGAACCACUGAGAGAAGCUUCACGAUUCCUCUGGAACAUUUGACCUGAAAACCAUCGAAACCUGAACUCAGCUGCUUCAAAAUGAAGCUCACUGUGGCAAAUGUAAAAUAUGACGAGUCAACUACGACUCCCAGGAUGCAUUUCACUUACAGACAUCAAUCAGAUGCAUUCAAGGUGUGUUUAGAAAUCUGUUUCAUUCUCAGACAUUCUGAAUUCUCUGAGAGACGCCUGACUGGCUUCAUCACCAUAGCAACAGCAGCUGAGGCUGAUGGGUAAUGUAGUAAUGUAGGCAAACAGAAAAACUUUGAUUGAAAAGCAUCUCUGGAGUUUUUGGAUCAUGUGACUUCUGAUCUUUCAGUUUACCCUCACAAACCAAUAUGUAAACACAUAAUCUGAUAUAUUGAUCACUUGAUAUUUCUGAAUUUGUAUAAUUGUAAGAUUACGUCUCUGAAUCUUUUAGAAUGAGGCGUCACACCUUCAGACUGCCGCUUUGUCCCUGAUGAGAUUCUCAGGCUGACGUCACACGAACAUCUCUGAUCGUCUUCAUGGAUCAUCUGUGUGACGACCUCCGUGGUGCGUUCAGGGUCAGACUGUGAAACAUGAAAGACAAUGGGACCUGGAGGACGUCGUGGACCUGAAACGAGGACAUUUGUGUCUUUAUGCUUGUGUGUUGUGUUCAGACGUGUUGCUUACCUGAAGCUGAGGACGUGUAUUCUGUGGAAGAUGCCUUCAGGUGAGCCAGAGAGAACCUGUAAAAAAGAGCGAUGGAAUCAAACCUGUGAACUUUUGUACUGAGCCACAUGUUGAAGGAGGGUGAGGACGUCGUCUCUAUGUGAGGCGUUCAGGGACGAUCACGGAGGGUUGGGUUCUUCACAGGCAACAGGUGGAGGGCGUGGCCUCAGUUCACCUGUCGGAGCCGAUCAGCCAAUCAGCACACUUCUGUCUGAUUCAAACAUUAGAUCCUUUACCGACCCCCCAGAAUAAAAUCCACCAUGUUUUUUUCUAUUCUGUGUUUAAUAAUCUCAAAAGUUAAUGUGAGAAAUGUUUUUAAUGUUUUUAAUGUUUGAGUUAAUGUAAACAUGAAUGUGCUCAUUAAUUAUGAAAAACUGUCAAAAUUAAUUGUGACUUAAAUCAAAUUUAUAUAUUUGAACUUUAUGUUUGAGAUAAUAUUUAAUAAGUAUAAUAUUUCUCAUUUGUUAUCUGAUAAUUAGAAGGAAGUCGUCAUCAGUGUUUCUUUAUGAUGAGACGUUUCAUAAUGACAUUCAUCACAUACACAUUCAGUGUGUCACAUUCAUGUUUCUCAUAAUUAUCAGAUACUAUCUCAGAAUAAUGAAAAGUAAAAACAAUGAUUAUGAGAUUAAUUACUGUUUCUCAAUGAAAAACUCAGUUAUGGCUAAUUAUUAUGAAAUGAAGUGUCUAAUAAUUAUAAUAUAAUCACCUGAUCAUCGUUGUGUCCUGACAAACAUCUGAUGACGUCAUUAUUCUGGUUUUCAAUGAGACUGAAUAUUAAUGAUGAACAAUGAUUAUCAGACAGAUAGUUCUUAUAAACUCUUCAUGAUAGAAACAGUCAGCUGGUGGAUUGUUUCCCUCACAGCGCCACCUGCUGACCAGGUGUGACAGCAGCCACGCCUGUUUCUUCUUCUGUGGUGGAGCCUGCUGGAGGUUCAAACUACUGAGACAUAGAAUCAGAACUGACGUGAAUGCCGCCAUUCAUCACUUUUCUAAACUUCAGCUGGUUUAUCAGUCAUCGCGGCGGCCAUUUUGUGUCCCCUCCUCACACCUGCAGCUGUGCACACCUGGACGCUGCAGACACAAACCUGACACGUUGUCAUGGACUCGUAAUGAGCGGUGAAUAACAAGCAUCUGGUGAUUCUGCAAAUAUGAGAAACUAACAAAAGUUACAGUUUUGAUGAAACUGUUCGUACAGUAAUUCAUUCUUACAUGACGGCACGUGCCACCUGCAGACCAGGGGAAUCGAACCAGCGACCUUCUGGUAACAAGGCGCUGGCUCGACCUCUGAGCUACAGCCGCCACAUUUACAGAACUGGAUCAAAGUUUAACCACAAUAAAUUUAAACAGAAUUAACAUCUGGAAACUUUAACCACAGAAGAGCUCAACACAAAGAUCUUUCAUCAGGAGAAACUGAGUCGUUCUGGUAAUUUUCAUUUUCAUAAUUAAGUUUUGAUUUGAACAAAAUGUAAAUGUGUACAGACUUUCUGUCGAUCAGAUCGUGAGAUUUAUUCUACAUGAUACUCUGAUCGUUUGCGUCCGGCAGACUCAUCAGUCAGUAAUCAAGUCAAAGCUUUCAGCUUCACAUCGGACUCAAAGUUCAGCCUGCACGCUGCAGGCGGGGAUGCAGAAUGGCGCAGUGGUAGAUCGACCGGUAGAACGUAGCAGUAGACGUUGGGUUGAUGAUGUGUUGUUGUCGUACGUCUGUUUCAGCUUUUAUAUGUAAACAACACAAAUAACUGUAGAUUAGAAUGAUUUCUACUGUAACGAACUGACUCACCAGCAGCUGGAGGAGGAUGAGCCUGAACGCAUCACUGCAUAGGAACACCAGUGUUUUAUUGUUUUCACACAAGCACACACACACACACAGUCCUGAUGCCACAAAUACAACACAUGUAGAUUCAUCCGCCAUUAAAAAAGUCCCUCCGUCACACUUCACCUGGUGUCAGCUGACAGAAUCAGGACCAUCGUCAGAACUGAAGCUGAACAAAGGUGAACAUUCACCUCUGAAACAUGAAGUUUCUCCUCCUGAUUUUCUUUCCUCAGUUGAGUUUUUCCACCAGGACGAGAAGAGAAGAGAAGAGAAGAGAAGAGAAGAGAAGAGAAGAGAAGAGAAGAGAAGAGAAGAGAAGUGUGGAGCUGCUGUGAUGAUCUGUACGACUCUGUUCUUCUGUGUUUUUAUAAAUAAAUCCUGUUUCUACACCGUC